CGUGAUGGGGUGGUUGGGGAGGGUGAGUUCGGUGGCCUGCCCCGCCCUGAUUGAACACUGACUCGACGCUAUCUGCCGCUGUGUACCACGGAGGGAACUUCACUGUCAAAAGUACACAGACAUUAUCAACUCUUGAUCAGUACUAAGUCCAAUGAUCAGCACUGCCUUCCUGGUCUUUGCAUGGUUGCAUCGCGACUCCUGCACAAAGCACCCAGACUGCAUGAAGGCUUGAAGGCUGAUUGGGGUUUGCUGCAAUCGAGCUAGUCCGUGUUGACACAAAAAAGAAAGAAAAAGAAAACAGAAAAGUUAGGCCGGUGGUAUCGCAGUCAUGUCCGGACAACCAAGAUUCGUGAGCCCGUUUCACAGACCUCAGUGUCUGGCUGCUGCAGCUCCGGCGGGGAAAGCCAAGUUUACGCACCCUGGCAAAGCUAUCCUGGCAGGUGGAAUCGCAGGAGGCAUUGAGAUCUGUAUCACCUUCCCUACAGAGUACGUUAAAACACAGCUGCAGCUCGACGAGAAGGCGAAUCCUCCAAAAUACAAAGGCAUCGUUGACUGUGUGAAGCAGACGGUGAACAGUCAUGGGGUGAGGGGUCUUUACAGAGGUCUAAGCUCACUGCUUUAUGGCUCUAUACCUAAAGCAGCUGUCAGAUUUGGAGUGUUUGAGUUCCUUAGUAAUAAGAUGCGUGAUGAAAGCGGUAAACUGGACAGCAAGCGAGGAUUCUUAUGUGGUCUUGGUGCUGGAGUUGCAGAGGCUGUCGUCGUAGUCUGUCCUAUGGAGACAGUAAAGGUCAAAUUCAUCCAUGAUCAGACAUCAGCGAACCCAAAGUACAAGGGAUUUUUCCAUGGAGUGAGGGAAAUAAUUAGAUCUGAAGGCCUGAAGGGGACUUAUCAAGGCCUAACCGCCACGGUGCUGAAACAAGGUUCCAACCAGGCCAUCCGCUUUUAUGUCAUGACUUCACUGAGGAACUGGUACAAAGGUGAUGACCCCAACAAAGCCAUUAACCCUCUGAUAACUGGAAUGUUUGGAGCUGUUGCUGGUGCUGCCAGUGUGUUCGGAAACACUCCGCUGGAUGUCAUUAAAACUAGAAUGCAGGGUCUUGAAGCUCACAAGUACAAAAGCACACUGGACUGUGCCGUCAAGAUCAUGAAACAUGAGGGACCGAUGGCGUUCUACAAAGGUACUGUGCCUCGGCUAGGUCGAGUAUGUAUGGACGUGGCCAUAGUCUUCAUCAUUUAUGAGGAAGUUGUGAAGCUCCUCAACGUAGUUUGGAAGACGGACUGAAAUGGACACCCUGGUGCUACACAAGCAGGAGUGUUAGGACGGGCCAUCCACAAUCUAACCCUAACAAUGGCCAAGUCCCCCACCAAUCUCCUUAAACCCUGCUUCUAGGUUCUAAUAACUACCUCUAAGUGAUUCACAGAAAGAAAGAAAGAAAGGGAUUGGUAUGUUCUUGAUUUUUUAUUUAUAACAAAGCUAUUGCAAGUGGAAUCUGCAUGAAAAAAAAGCUCCAGGUUGCAGAAUCAAUGCUUACACUUUAAAUUCCAGAGGGGGGGGAAGUUCCUUAAGAGCUCAGGGAAAGGAACGGGGCAUUUAUUUAGGACUAGACCUGCUUGACUAGAGAAAUGGGAACACUGCUGGUACAGAGAAGUGUCUCACUUACAGUACAGUGCUUUGCGUUCAGUGAAACAAAUACUGUGUGUACUUAAUCAACGAGGAACCAAUACCCGACCCAACAUAAUGUGAUUUAGACACUAUAGACAAAGAAAUUAUACUUGAAGAUGACAGAUGAUACCAGAGAUCAUACAUUUUAAAGCCCUUUUUAUAUGCAAAUAUUUCAAUUUUUGUUUCUUUUUCUUUCUUUUUUUUUUUUAAAGACACAUUCUCUACCUGAUGUCAGAAACAUUAAAUUCAGAUGUGACAUGCUGCAAAAGCUAAAGGGUACAUUAAGAACUAAAUGCCUUAAAUCAAGAUUGUUAAAUUAAUCAAGAUUGUGGGAUUCAUGGAGGUGUAGGUUUUUUUUAAAAUUAUGUUGCAUACGUACACAUUUUAUUUUGAAAUGCGUAUUUCCACAAAACAGUUUCACAAUAGUUCACUUUUACUUUGCAGAGCUGUUUUUAAAUCAAUUAACGUACUAGAUUGAUGCUAUAAAAAGUGCCUAUGUAUUGUAUGAUUCAUUUUUAGAUCUUUUGAGAUUAAGAAUGAUUGAAUGUUGUAUGUAUGUAGUCACUACAGAUCCGUUAACAAAUAUGUACUCAGUUGCACACAUUGCAGUGGUGCCAGAUGUUUAAUUCCAGGCGGUAUCUGAGAUAUUUCUGAAUUGUAUAUAUCUUCUCAAUUCAUUGUAACUGCUAGUAUUUCCAUUUUUUUAUUUUAUUUUAUUUUUUUGCUUCUAAAAUUUUAAUUGCCUUCAUUGCAUAGACAUGCCUGUUUGAGAAAUGCCAUAUAUAAUAGUGCCUUCCAUCUCAUUCCAUUGAGGACGAGUGGUUCAGGAUAGAUUUUAUUGCAGAUUCAGUUUUUAAUUUUUUAACUAUGUGAUAUUAAUUGCCUUUACUUUUAUAUCAACUGAUAAUCCAAUGUGCCAACUGCUGCUCAGAGAUAUAAUACCAUGUUAAAGACUGGAGUUUGUAGCUUGUGAAUCUGGCACGUUUACAUGCAAUGCAGUUAAUUGUUUUGCUCAUUACACAAUGUUUUGGACGCACAAUGUUUACUUUUAAACUACAUUUUUCAGCUUGAGCUUCAACCUGACCUUGCAUCCAUGUAGACAUAUGUCAGAUAUUUAAAUAUCUUUUGGAUUUUUCAUAUUAAAGGAUAGAGGUUCAUCAUGUUUCAUGUCAGUAUUAAAACAACAGUCAGGAGCCCAAAUGAACACUGUAACAGGUUUACCUUGCUGUAAUCGUUCCUCCUGUU
Thunnus maccoyii (southern bluefin tuna) is the source of this 2908-nucleotide messenger RNA. RefSeq names its product slc25a1 solute carrier family 25 member 1b (gene slc25a1b). The transcript has 9 exons. The record is from RefSeq and is a predicted model, not a curated record. Gene Ontology annotation, biological process: mitochondrial citrate transmembrane transport. Bases 329 to 1282 code for a protein of 317 amino acids. Lineage: Eukaryota; Metazoa; Chordata; Actinopteri; Scombriformes; Scombridae.